CCCACAUUGGUGCUCCGGCCUUUUUUUAUUGCCUCUUCCUCCUUCACAGGCUGUCAAGCUUGAAUUAUUAGCAUCACAAUUAUCUAUAUCUUCGAGGGAGUGUGUUUGUGUGUGUGUGCUUGUCUUGUUAUUUCUUCAAGUAAAGUAGGAGAUCAAUAUGUUGCAGCUGUUCAGUUCUCAAAGCUGUUCAAACUUACAAACCCGGCGCUAUUGAAGCUCUUGAAGAGAUUGGAGACUUGUUUGCCGUAUUGUCUUUCUGGGUUUUGUUGAUUCAAGGGACCAAAAGGAAAAGAGGCUUUAUGGGUGCAAGAAGUACUGGCAUGAGGGAGCAAAAUGUUCAAUGAGCCGCAGCGAAUGAAGUCGCGAUUUUGUCAGUUUUUGUUGCAGGGAUGGGAGUGGGAAUGAAACUUGGAUAUGCAAUUGAUCGGUUAGGAACAUCCGCGGGUAUCAAUAAUUUUACGGUGCAUUUUGGGGAUGCUCACUUGGACUAUUUCAGUACUAAGAGACCGAAAAACAAUCAAAGAACUUCAGUGGUCGAAUUUUCAGAUUCCACGGGCCGGAUGGCUGAAAACCAGAACGUAGAGUCCAUCAGAAAGACAAUGCAGAUGCAUGAAGAUAUCUUCAAACACCAGGUAAGGGAACUUCAUCGGCUGUACAGCGUUCAGAAGACGCUGACGAAUGAGCUGAAAGAGGAAACUAGACAAAACAAAGGUUCAACUCCAACGAGUAGCUCGGAUGUUAAUGUAUUCCGAUUGAUUGACCAACACAAUUCAGUAACAAAAACCAAUUUGCACUUUCAAGGCUUGAUAGACAAGCCAACAUCAAGAGAACGCAGUGACAAUUGCGUUGGAGACACGUUAAGAGUUCUGAGAGGUUUUGAUGUCAAAAGACCUGCUGAAGAAGACGUCUCGACCAGAGUCAUGGUUCCGAAAAGUAACAAAAUGAACAUUAGUAGCUGUGAUAGUGAGGUGGAGUUGACAUUAAGCAUUGGGGGUACUAGUAGUAGCAGCAGCAGCAAGAAGUCCAGAGAUUUUCUGGCUCAUCAUAGUCUACAAUUAGGAAGCUUUGAAUCUGCGACACCUAAAGAAAUACGAGAACCUGAUUCGACUUCGUUGUUCAAGUUUGAUAGAGGAGAAGAUUGCAGCACUCCAACAACUCCAAUGAGCAGCUCUAGUGCUACGGUUGAUCGGGAAAGGAAGCAGCGGCACUGGCUUUUUCGAGGCUUAAGCAUUAACAGAACAUGAGAGCUCUGACUUAAUUUGUAUGUCUUGUAUGUAAUUUCUAAACUACUCUAAAUGAAAUGCUUAAUUCGCACGAUUCAUGGACAAAAAAUUCCUCAUUUUUGUUGCACCUUUAUCCAAUAAACAGAAAAUUGAGGCAUCCAUUGAUGGAUGGUGUUCAUUGUUGUGAAAAUAGGUC
Messenger RNA from Tripterygium wilfordii, 1419 nucleotides. RefSeq lists its product as uncharacterized. The record is from RefSeq and is a predicted model, not a curated record. Lineage: Eukaryota; Viridiplantae; Streptophyta; Magnoliopsida; Celastrales; Celastraceae. The transcript is spliced from 3 exons. The coding region runs from base 390 to 1244 and encodes 284 amino acids.